AUGCUUCCUAUAUACUUUUGUAUUGCUUCUUGCUUUUCAUAUAUCACUCUAGGAGAGGAGCAAUGCGAUUUCAAGUGUUGGAUUCGGAAACUCAAUAUUUCUAUUGAUGGAUUUAGUACAGAAACAUCAUUUUUAGGUAUUAAGUACAAGAUAGAAAUCAAUGACAUUAAAGUUUAUGGUAUGGAUUUAAGUUAUCUUGAUAGUGAAUUCUACCCAGAUUCUCAUAUUGUUCAAAAUGGUCUCGAGUUCGAGUUUGAUUUGCAAGCUUCUUCGGAUUUUACAUUAGUAAUUAGUACAGGAAGUACAAAGCUUGUUAAUGCUGCAGUUCAUGCAGCUAUUACCGGUGUUGAUGCUCAAAUUAGUUUAGAUUUUACCAAGGAUGAGUUGGGAUUAAUUAAAGCUGUUAUUUCUCCUGAAGAUAGAUGCUCCAUAAAGUUGAACUCAAUUAAACUUGAAGCGCAUUUUUCAUCAUCAUUAGAACAAAAAUUUUUUGAUUUAUUAGAAGGUUUUAUUGAGGAUCAAUUAAAACAGAGAAUAGGCCCAAUAAUAUGUACACAAACACAUGAUAUAAUAGGGUCUGAAAUUACUCAAGCAUUUGAAUCCGCAAACAAAGUUAUUCGGCCAUACUUAAAUGGAACGCAUCCUAUCGUAAUUCCUAUUGAUCAAGAUAGUUCUGGUCUUAGAAAAUCAGAAAUUGUUGACGUUAUCAGAUUUGUUCUUUCAAAUUUCACUGGAUUGAACGGCCCUCUAAAUCUUAAUGCCCUUGCAAAUAGAUUUACUAAUGGAACAGGAAAAUUAAACCUUGCACAAAUCAUGAAAUAUUUCAACUCCACAAAACCAUUAGAGAUUUCUGCACCGAUUCCAAACCUCAAUACAACUCUUAACCUUACUUUGCUUGACCUCAACCUCUCAGGCUUAAAUACCUGGCAAGAUUUUACCAUUCUUGAGCCAGAAAGUGCAUAUAUCUUAGAUACCCAUACUGGAAUGGAUGCUUUAGGUAUAAACUUGACAUUUAUGAUUAAUGUUUCAUUCAAUGGCACCACGAUCUCAACAGGUGAUUCUUAUCUCUCAGAAAUUGGAGAUCUUGACCUUUAUAUCACUAAGAACAAGAUGAUGACGAAAGCCCAGAUUGCUCAUAAAAAAGGGUAUGGCCUAAAUUGGACCGAUCCUCAAUGCAUCAAUCUUGGUUGUAUAGAAUCCCUUCUCUCUCCACAUGGAACAGGACUAACUUACCUCUCCUUCAACACAUCUAUAGAAAACUUGUCUAUUGAAGCUAGCACUGGUGAUAUGGAGGCAGAAAUUCGCAAAUUUAUCAACAACAUUGUAAAGUUCUUUGUAGACAACUACAGGCCAAUUCUUCCAGUAUUUGUCACAUCCUUUGUCAACAGCUUUGGUACAUCGAAGCUGAAUGCAAUUAUAACAGAGCAACUCUCAAAAGCAGGAUGUAAGUAUAUUGCUGAAUACCCAAAUAAAUAUUUUGUUUUAUGGACCACUGCUACAGCUGCAUCAUGUGCUUUGGCUAUCUUUCUCAUCAUUUUCAUGAUUAUGAGGUCAAGUCUUAAGAAGACGAAUGAACUCGAAUCCAAGACUAAAUCGCUUGAGUCUUUGAAUUCACUAUCCAAGAUCACUGAAGAAGGUUCUAUCAAAGGCUUUUGGGGUAAGUUCCUCAGAACUGACGACCAAAGCUCCCUUCUAAUGACAAGCAAGCUUUCAUUAACAACAAGGAUAUUGAUGCCUCUGCUGGUUCUUCUCAACAUAGCUGUAUUCAUAUCAUCGAAUACAAGUAUUGGCGCUUCUGUUUUCUGUAAAUUUAUGAUUGGCACAGACAAACUUGUAUCGCUCCCAUCAAUUGAAGAUUUCUCGCUCAUCAACUCGAUCACGGAGAUGUGGGAAGCGAAGACGUACUUCUUAUCUAUCCUUAUUGCAGUCAUGUCAUGUGCUUGGCCUUAUACAAAACUGUUAAUGAUGCUUGGGUGCUGGUGCCUCCCUUCUCCUGUUAUGAAACCAGAGAGAAGAGAGAAAUGGCUAAGGUUUUUGGAUGCAUUAGGUAAAUGGAGUAUGGUUGACUCUUUUGUAAUGGUACUUAUGCUUAUUGCAUUCAAUUUCGAUCUAUACUUCCCUAUUAUAUCAGGGAUGAUCGAUUCUCCUUUUUCCAUCCAUCUUUGGGUCUAUCCAGCAUACGGAUUCCUCAUGCUGAUGCUAGGAACAGUAAUCUCUCUUGCCCUCUCCCAUGUCAUGCUGGCCAUUGAAAGGAAAGUUGACUCUCCUGAAGAAAAGAUUGAAACAGAAAGCUUGAAAGAAAAGAACUCUCUCGCUAAGUACGUAAACAACAAGUUCUACAAAGUGAUACCAGUCAUUCUUAUUUUACUCAGCGGAGGAUUGCUUGGUAUUGGCUUGAUUUCUAUCUCCUUCUCAUUUAAUUUUGAAGGAUUGACGGGAUAUGCACUUAAUUUACUUGAUACAUCUCAUGAAAAGCGUUACUCUGUGAUUGAUCUAGCUUUGAAGCUUCCUGAUGCAGCACAAUAUCCUAACUCGUUCACAAUUAGAUUUACUCAGGUGCUCUACAUUGUUAUCGCUAUUAUAAUGCCUUGCAUGCAUGUUUUAACAUUAUUUAUUAUGUGGGUCAUCCCAAUGUCGUAUAGAGCACAGAAGACGAUAUACGUCGCAGCCGAAAUUAUGUACGCUUGGGCUUGCCUAGAUGUUUUUAUUAUUUCUAUCUUAGCUGCCGUUUUGGAAAUUUCUCAAUUUGCAAGGUUUAUGGUUGGAGAUAAAUGCGAUAUAAUUGAUCCGAUUGUAAAGAAGUUCUUUGCAAAUGAACCGUUAAUCAAGGGUCAUGAAACAUGCUUUGAUGUAGUCACAACAUUGAAUGAAGGAUCUUGGUAUCUUUUCUCUGCAGCUGUUGCACAUACAAUCGCAACAUUGUUGGUGAAUUUCUUCGCGAGAAAAGCUCUCAAUGAAAGAAAAGGAAAAGAUCAAUAUCAAUCUAUUGUUUAA
This is a messenger RNA of Trichomonas vaginalis G3, 2994 nucleotides long. Its product is annotated as paraquat-inducible protein A (PqiA) family. The transcript has a single exon. Lineage: Eukaryota; Parabasalia; Trichomonadida; Trichomonadidae. The coding region runs from base 1 to 2994 and encodes 997 amino acids. The record is from RefSeq and is a predicted model, not a curated record. Gene Ontology annotation, molecular function: lipid binding.